Messenger RNA from Penicillium nucicola, 1686 nucleotides. Its product is annotated as cleavage polyadenylation factor subunit CLP1. The transcript is spliced from 2 exons. Gene Ontology annotation, biological process: tRNA splicing, via endonucleolytic cleavage and ligation. Bases 1 to 1686 code for a protein of 561 amino acids. NCBI's taxonomy places the organism in Eukaryota, Fungi, Ascomycota, Eurotiomycetes, Eurotiales, Aspergillaceae. Gene Ontology annotation, cellular component: nucleus; mRNA cleavage factor complex. The record is from RefSeq and is a predicted model, not a curated record. Gene Ontology annotation, molecular function: polynucleotide 5'-hydroxyl-kinase activity.
AUGUCUCUACCAGGCCUCGAGUUGACACAGCCGUCGGAGGAGCGACAGCAAAUUACUGCUCCUCCGUCGCAGAUUAACCUGAAUGCGCGCUGCGAGUGGCGCUUCGAGGUCGCAUUUGGGCAUAUCAUUAGGGUCAAGAUCUUGCAUGGAACCGCCGAGCUUUUCGGCACAGAGCUCGCCGAGUCGCAAACCUACACCUUCUCCGGCACAAAAGCCGCGAUCUUCACCUGGCACGGCUGUGCCCUUGAAGUCAGCGCCGGUGCAACAACGUCCACGACCUCUGAUGGCGUCACACCAACAAUGGGCCACGGGGCCGGCGGGUGCCAGAGCGAAUAUACCGCAGAAGAAACGCCCAUGAUGGAAUACGCCAAUGUCCACUUUGCGCUGGAGACAAUGCGAGAGGAGGCCCAGUCCAUUGGCAAAGACGGCCCGCGUGUUCUCCUCCUUGGCCCCGAAAACGCAGGCAAGACCAGUGUGGCAAAGAUCCUCACGGCGUACGCGACCAAGAUCGGUCGCCAGCCACUGGUGGUCAAUCUCGAUCCGACGGAGGGGAUGCUUGGUGUCCCUGGUACUCUCACUGCAACUGCAUUUCGCACAAUCCUCGAUGUUGAAGAUGGCUGGGGAAGUAGUCCUAUGUCUGGUCCCAGUCCUGUACCUGUGAAGCUCCCACUCGUGUACAGCUACCCGAUGCAAAACCCGCUCGAUGGCGAAGGUGCCGUCUACCGACCCAUAGUUUCACGCCUUGCUCUAUCUGUCACGGCACGGAUGGCUGAAGAUGAAGAUGCACGCGAAACAGGAAUCAUUGUCGACACACCUGGAGUCCUGGGCUCGGAUAAGCCUGGUAGCAUGGAGCUGAUCCACCAUAUCAUCACAGAGUUUGCCAUCGACACAAUCCUCGUUCUAGGCUCGGAGAGACUGUACAGCACUGUCGCCAAGCAGUAUGAUAACAAGCCCAGCUCCAGCGCGACAGCUGCUGCUUUUGACGAGCAUAUUACCGUUGUCAAGUUGACUAAAUCCGGUGGCUGUGCUGACCGUGACGCUGCCUUCCGUAAGGCUACGCGCGAGUCCCAGAUUCGUACCUAUUUCUUCGGCAACAAUAUUCCUUCCUCUACUUCUGCAUCGACAGCACUCUCUCUUUCUGCUUCUUCCUCGUCGGCUGUGACUCUCUCCCCACACGCACAACUUCUCGACUUCAACUCUCUCCCAGUGUACAAUUACACCGUGACCUCAGUCGACGAUGAGGAUGAAGACGACUAUGACCCCUCUCAGCUCUCAAUGGACUCCUUUCUCCCUGGCGGUGGUGCUGAGGAUUACCAAGAAACAAAGCAAGACCCUGACCGCGCUGCACCGCUACCAGGCGUCGUGGGCUCAUUCUCUGAACCUGUUGGUGGCCCGAAUGAUCUCAGCGCCGCCCAGAAUAGUGGCAGCAACGUUCCAUUGAAAAAGGUCCUACCACCUGCUCCCUCUGCUCUCGCCAAUACACUCCUUGCCAUCACCCAUGCUUCUACCACCGCAUCCCCUGCUGCAGUCCGCGACGCUAGCAUAAUGGGCUUUCUGUAUGUCGCCGAUGUCAACGCUGAAAAGGGAACUAUUCGAGUUCUUGCGCCUGUUGGCGGAAGAAUGCCCCCACGAGCUAUCAUUUGGGCGAAGCGUUGGCCGGGUGAGUUGGUUGGUUUAGUCGGUUAG